GGUAUGGUGGAGUAGCACAAAACUUCAUGUCAAGGCACAAGUUAUAUCUACCAGACUUGCAAUAGUUACAUAAUCUGCAAGGUACACCUGGUUCAAUUGCAACUCUGUCACCUAGUAAGGAUUUAUUAGGUGGAGAUAAAACUAUCAGCAUGUUUAAAUUACUUUUUCUGUAAAGUAGAAAUGUGAACAGUGAGACAAGGCAUACAUAAUUAUCUUCUUAGAAUAAAAAGCUUUAUCCUUGCCAUUUCUAUGUAUUUUGAAAAAUAUAUCUUUGAAUGCUUAUCUCUUUAAAAAAAGUAAAAUACAUAAUACGUCUGGAUAACCUUCUUUGAGAUUGGUAACACCAGGGCCAAGCUUAGAGACCACAGCACUUGCUUCAUGCCCCAGUAUCAUGGGUGCUUUAACUACAAAAUCACCAAUACGCCCAUGCGUCCAAUAGUGAACAUCAGAACCACAUAUUCCUACUUCCUUCAUUUCAAGCAACACCUCUGAAACGGGAUAUUACUCAAGUAAAAAUACAGUUUCUGAUAAUUUACCUUUUUAAAUUGAAACAAUUUUUGUAAGGUACAGAGUAUAGUAAUUCAAAACUUUACAUACAUAAAAGAAAAGGAGUAUAUGUAAUAAAAACAAAUCAAAAAGAUUUAUCAAGGAAGAUAACAUAAAAUGUAACUUACCUCCUUGGCCAGGCUCAGGGACUGGUAAAUCUUCCUGCAACAAAGUAAGAGUAAACAAAAAUCACUUUAAAAAAUGAAAUUCAUCAUCUGGAGGGUCCAGAUGAUAAAUUAAUCUCAUGUUUAAAAAAAAAAAAAAAAAAUUGAAAUUGUGGUCUGGUCUGAACGGCUAUAACAAAUUCUGAAAAGAUAUAGCCUACCUAUAAACUUAAAAUAAAAAGUAACUUACCUCCUUGGCCAGGCUCAGGGACUGGUAAAUCUUCCUGCAAAAAAGAAAGAGUAAACAAAAAUCACUUUAAAAAAUGAAAUUCAUCAUCUGGAGGGUCCAGAUGAAAAAUUAAUCUCAUGUUUAAAAAAAAAAAAAAAAAAAAUUGAAAUUGUGGUCUGGUCUGAACGGCUAUAACCAAUUCUGAAAAGAUAUAGCCUACCUAUAAACUCCUAAACACCAUAAUUAAUUAUAUGAAUUAAAAAAAUAUGGGUUAAAAGAUUUUUUAAGAUGUUGAUUUUCACAUACGACAUUGUAACUAACAGUUGUAACAGUAUUGGGUUUCUUCAAAAUUAAAAAAUAAUUAAUGUUCAUUUUCUGGUUCUCUGGUUGCGUUCGUUGCUGCAUCCAUAUACUGGCAUCUGUGCAAUGGUUGGGGGAAUGGUGUUGCUAGUCUAACAGCUCCUAGCAGAUGCCAGGGCAGUCUUAAAGCUUUUGACCGAUGUUGAGUUCACACGCGGCAUUGUCCAGGUGGUUCCAAGCUAUUAUUGUGCGUGGGAAGAAAGAUUGUUUAUACUGAACUGUGUUGCACUGAGGCACAGUGAAGCAUUUUCUUAUGUUUCGGGUGUAAUUGUUUAAGGGGUUGUCAGUGGUGAAGUCAGUCUUCAGUGAGCAUUUCGCUCUGAUCAAUUGACCCAGCUUCUGUGGGGUGAGGUACGUGCGUGCAGGGAUGGCCGGCACCAGUCCCAAGACCACUUUAUAUAAGAAUAUCAAGCGGAGUCCCUCUCAUCUAUCUUUAAGGGAGGGAGAGAUUAGGUUUUUUCUGAUAUGUGGUUAUUAAAACCAUGAAAACCAAAUACUUUUUAAAGAAGAAUUUUACCAAUUUCAUUGAUGAUGACAGUAUUUUCUCUCCUUAAAAAUUUGUUUAACACAUUUGACUAAAUUUUUGGAGUCAGAAUGUGACUAUUAAAAAGAAAUUGCUCCUUGUCAACAAUAAAUCAUUUAGUGUUAUUUGAAAUUUGCUGACUGCAACUUCAAUGCUACAAUAUUCUGAAAAGAAUUUUCUACUCUUGUGCCUUGCCAUAUCGCGGUUCACUAUUCAUGGCCUCACUGUAUUGAAGAUUUUGUACUUGUUUAAAUAUAAUUUUGUAUAGCAGAUUUUCGCUAUAAAUGGGAUCCCUUGAGGUGUCAAUAGCUGCAGUUCUUUAAUACAAUUGAGGGUGGUAUGACGGUUUAUAAAAGCCAUCUCGCCCGGAAGAAAAAGCAGCACCAGCAACUCCCCAUUACUAUGUUCCUCGCUUAGAAGAAGACACCAGUUAUGCCACGCCUUUAGAGAAAACAGAAGUUAUGGAUUAGGGCAGGGGUUGGGAACCUUUUUGUCUGAGAGAGCCAUGGACACCACAUAUUUUGAAAAGUAUUUCUGUUAGGGCCAUACAUUAUGUUUAAAACUAAAAAUUCAAGUAAAUGUGUGCAUUUUGUGUAAUUUCAACACUAAAAAUGCAAUAGUUAUGUCUCUGAAUUCUUUUUAAUAACAUUGUUAUGCUGUUGCUAAUCAAUAAUGAGUAUUUCUUACCAUUAAUGUGACUUUUUUUUACAAUCGAACAUUUGUCUGCGAGCCUGAUGCAGCCAUCAAUAGAGCCACAUCUGGCUCGCAAGCCAUUAGGUUCCCGACCCUUGGAUUAAGGCAAAGAUAUUGCACCACCUGAUGAAGUGCCACCUUCAGAAGAGCAGUACCGGUAACUGCACAUCUAAUUCGUCAUCAUCUUCUUCUUUAUAUAUAAUUCAAUUUUUAUUAUAAUCACUGGUGAGUACCCUUAUAGAAUUUUAUAAGGUUGUUAAAAUUAAGUAGGUCUAAGAGUGUAGAAAUUGUUUACAAGAGUGUGGGGAAAGGUUUAUAGGAGUGUGGGGAGGGUUUAUAAAGCCGUAAAAUAUAUAUAUAAAUAAUUAAAUAAUUAUGUUGCUACACUGCAGGUUUUCGCCUAAAGCAGGAGGUUCUGGAACCUAAUUUUUGUAUUGAUGAGGAACCACUGUAUACAUUUUUAACAGUGAGAUCCCAAGUAACUUUCUACUCUUGCAUUACACUUUUUGACAUCACAAUGUUUAACCCCUAAUAUAAUAAAUCAUUAAAAUUUGUAUCUAAAGAAAAAAACCCACUCCAUUUUUUAUCUCUUGUUGAAAAGACACCUUAUCUAAAGGUUAGGGUUGAGAAAUGGACUACAAUCAACUAAGUAAAAGAUAAAUUAUCUUAGACUAUCCAAAUUCAUGAAAUCAAGUAAAAUGAGGGCUACUCUUCUAAUUGUGUCACACAUUUUUUAAACACGUUAAUUUUUAUGCACACACCAUCAGAAAUAUAAACAUAGUUUCUACUAAAUUGAUGUCUCAAUUUUGAACUAUGUUUUAACAAACUACUGGGAUGGUACAAAAGAAGCCAGAAACAAUUAAAAAAAAAUCAAAUCUUAAAAAAUUUAGGUGCAUGCAUUAGGUCAGUGGUUCUUAACCUUCCUAAUGCUGCGACCCUUGAAUACAGUUCCUCAUGUUGUCGCGACCCCAACAAUAAAAUUAUGUUCGUUGCUACUUGAUAACUGUAGAGUAGAGAUAUAUGUGUUUUCCCGAUAGUCUCAGGCGACCCCUGUGAAAGAGUCGUUCGAUCCCAAAGGUUGAGAACUGCUGCAUUUGAUAGUUAAAGUCAUAACAUAAUAAAGUUAAUAACAUAAUUUUACUACUGUCUAAGGCUGGUGAUAUUUGGGUCUCCCUCUCUACAUAGGAUAAUGACCCCAGGGUGCACAAGCUUUGGAUUGACUCAGUUUUGACCAUUUGGCCACCCAGCCAUUUGUAUUUUAAGAAAGCCAGUGGUCAGCCAAAUGAACCAAAAACCAGCAGCAGGACAAUUCUUAACAUUUUUUUGAGAGCCAAAUUUCUUGUCAAGAACCAUUUUUUUCGGAGUCAAAACCCAUAGGUGGCUGACCACUGAAGUAGGUUAUCAAGUUUUUAAACUCAAUAACUCCUAAACUAACAGCAAGCACAAUCUUUGGAUUGGCUCAGUUUUGACCAUUUGGCCACCCAGCAUCCUCUUUUUUGUUGUUGUUUAAGUAGGAUAUCAAGUUUUUAGUUACCGGUAUUUUUAAACCCAUAACUCAAAAAGAGCAAUCAGCAAUCAUUUUUUAAAUUUCAGUUUUAUACUUAAAACUUCUCAUUAGGGCAGCAAAUAUUUUUUUUUUUUUCCCCCCCCCCCCCCCCCCCCGGCCACUGGGCUUAGUCUUAGUUACUUUACUUUAAGAAUUUAAGUUAGUCUGUUCAGUGUACACUUACACACUGUUACUGUGUUGAGUUUAGGUACAGAGCCUUCACCAGACUAAUGAAGGCUCCCUGCGACUUUUCAAUUUCAUACCCACUGCAAUCAAUCAAAGUUGAUAGUUUAGUUUUUUUUUGCACAUUAUAAUAAUAGCUUUACCUUUCGACCCCUUGCCUUAUAGCCUUAUACUUAUACUUAUAUUAUAUUGAGGCCCCUUACAGCUGUUGCAGGUCCGCCAGUGCGCCAGGGUCACACAUCACAAGACGACUCUGUGUUACACUGUAGUGGAGUUUUACUCUUGACUGUUUUCAAUCUUAAUAUUACCGUACUAACUAUUUUCUAGAGUUAAACUAGACUUAGCAUUAUUAUUGAUAUAAUUGAGGGUUGGCAUUCAUCACAUUAUAAAUCACAGUCAUCAGUUAUAAGUUCAGGGUUCGCCCCAGGUGCAUCGUUUCUUGUAUUUGUAUCUUGGCCUUGUGGCUUGGCCCUGAACCCCUGAAUAAUUAUUUAUAUAAUAGUUAAUAAAGUUAAUAGGCAUUAACAGGAUAAUAAUAAGAGCCUAUAGUCUAUAGUCACUAUAGUCUAUAGCCAUAGCCAAAUAUUUAAACUUAAAACUUCAUGAAAUAACACUUACCAAGCGCAAAUCAUCUUUUUCAUAGAGUAUAGCUGUUAAAUUUUUGUCAGACAUUUUCAGCUUGCAAUUACACACUUCACCAAAAUAUUUAACCCAGUCCGAUCUUAUCACACUACCGUACCUAUCAGACCCCAAGAAGCAUCUCAGCUGUUACUGUUAAUAGUGUUAGACAGCACAAGGCCUGGGGGUCAAAGAGCAAAGUUCAAUGCCACACACCAUUAAACCAUUACUGUUUGUUAUGAUUCAUGACCCAGGGCCCAGGGCAAAAAAAUUAGAAAAUUGACAUCUAACAUACGUAUAUAUAUAAAAUAUUAGGUAAGUCAAUUAAGAUUGCAAUAUUAUAAUUUAUAUCAAGUAGAAACUGAAUGUUAGAAUAUAGGAAGUUACUGAAAAGCGUAACGAUAAUAAUAUUGUUGAGAAUUUAACUAAACUUAAGAAGUUUUGUUUCUUCAAUAUUGGCCAAGACAGCAUUCGCCUCACUUUCGCGGCUUAAUAACUUAAUAUUUAAAUUAUGCCACGUUUUGCAAUUCAACUAUACAAGUAUCAUUUUAUGUAACAGUGAAAAUUAUUAUUAUAAUUAUUUUAAAUUUCUAACUACAAUAUACUUAACAAAUAUUUAUUUUAUAAAAUAUACUUUAAAAAAAAUAUUUUUUGACAUGCUUAACUUGAAAAAAGUGUAAUUCUUCUCUUGGAAAAAAUAAAACUCUUGAUUUUUAAGAUGGACGCUUGUUUAGCUGUUGAUAAAGAAUUGGAGAAGUUAUUUGAAAAAUAUGCUUCAGCUAAUGAGCGAGGACAACAAACACUUGAUGAAUUUGUCCAUUCACUUAAGUCUUUUAUUAGUGAGCUUCUUGAAAGUGAGUAUUUAAAUAUUUAGCCUUAGUCCUAAUUUGUUUAGUGAUUGUAGUAAAUUGGUUAAUAAAAAAAUAAUUAUUAAUUAAUUAUUAAUUUUAAAUAUUAAAUUAUAAGUUAUGACGUGACAUAACCAUUUAUAAUUUAUUUUUAAAAUAAUCUUUAACAAAUCAAUGCAUUACAAUAAUUUAAUGCAAUGAAUUUUCAUUGUUGACUGUUGUUCCCUCAUGUGGGGGACACAUUUGGGCAAUUUUGGAUCCUAGUCUAGUGAGUCCUAGUCUCUAGUACUAGUACUAGUACUAGUAGGAUUUGGGCCAAUUAUGCUUUUUUUUUUUUGCCAUGAGAUUUCUUUGGACAAUGUCCAUUGAUUUAAGUGAAGCUUUUAGACAGUCCUUGAAGUAUUUUUUCUGCCCACCAACGGAGCGUUUCCCACAGGAGAGUUCACCAAACAUUAGUAAUUUAGUCGUUUGGGAAGUCUGCUGUCUGGUAUUCUUGUGAUAUGCCCUGCCCAUCUGGCUUGUCCUUUUUGUAGGAGUGUGUGGAUGUUGAUACAAUCAGCCCAUUGUAGGACCUCUGUAUUGGGGACUGUAUACUGCCAUGUUAUGCCUAGAAGCUGUCUGCUAUUCACUGUCCAAAGCUCGCCAGGUAUAGGAUAGGAGAGAUGUUAAUGAUAAUGCUAAUACAAUUGCCCUAUUAGCCUAUAUACUCAGCUUAGUGAAAAGACUGAGACCCCUUUGCUUCCAAACACUCCUGCAGAGCGUUCCAAAUGUAACAUAUGUUUUGAAAAUUUGGUUAUUCAUCUCAUUAUCUAUUGUUGCUGACCUGGAAAGGGUGCUGCCUAAAUAUGUGAAUUUGGCUAAUUUGGAGAGAUGUCGCCAUGACGUCGUUUGCAUCAUUUGCGUGUUUAUUAUAGUUGCAGUGAAUUAGGGUUCAGGUUAGGUUGAGGGAUACAUUAAGGGUUCAGGUUAUGUUUAGGGAUACAUUUAGGGUUCAGGUUAGGUUUAGGGAUACAUUUAGGGUUCAGGUUAGGUUUAGGGAUACGUUUAGUUUUAGAGUGACACAAUUAAAUGGUCAUGUCAACCAAGAUGGCGGCCAUGUGGCAACAUCUCUCCAAAUUUAUAGUGAAUUUUUUCUGCCGCUUUUACUUUUAGUUUAUAUUUUAGGUUCUUUGUAUUGUAAGUUUUCCCUGGGGCUGGCUCGUGCAAAAUCUCUGUUUUUUUCCAACACCAUCAAAGUCCUAAUAAAAUUAGCCUAAUACAUGUGUUUUAACUCUUGAAAAGCUUAUAACCUACUUUAUAGCAUAUAUAUUUUUUCUAACAGAAAGCUUUUAAAUAUGUUAUUGGAUUUGUAUACAUUAGUUUAGACUACUUUUGUUAAGUGGUAAAGAUCAUGGUUAACAUUUAUCCAGGUUGCAUUUCCCCUACUCUGUUUCUCUUAUAUUUCAACUUCUCUAAUUUCUUUCUUUAAUAUUUUAAAAGGGAUUACUAGUUGAUAAAUGAUUAUAUGAAACUGGCGCUACAUUUAUUGUGGCCUUUGCAGUAAAACAAUUAUAGCAAUGUGUUUCAUGAUGCAGUAAACCGAACAUACCAAUGUAAUAUAAAUGCAGCGUUCUAUGGAUUUUCUAGAUUAAUCAUGGCAGUAAUUGGUAUUAGUUACAUGUGAAUUCAAUUUGCUGCAAUGACGUAGAUUCAAAGGAACACAUUUUUUAUAAUUUGGGAAGUCAGCGGCAUAGGAGGGGUUAAAGGCAAUUUUUAUUUAAUAUGGAAAGCAGCAUUUUCAAUCAACUGCAGAGUAUUUUUAUGGAAGGCAGUCUGCAAAAUCCCUGCCCUAGUUCAGCACUAAACCUAGCUAGGCCGCUGGUGGAGGGUAUGCAGAGAGUUUAGAUCAAAUGUCAAGAAUGUUUGUAUUAUGGCUAUUUUCUCAUGUUAGUAAUAAAGAUAUUAGAAAUACAUGUACCAUUUUUUAUUUGGCCUGACUCUGAGAAAGAAUGUUAAGACUGGAUUUUAAACGAUAAACUUUCUUAUAAAUAUCUUGUGCAAUUUUAGGACCUCCUGAUGAGUUGGUAUCAGAAGGCGCCAGAAUAGCCAUUGCUGCCUUUAUUGAACGUGCCAGAACGGUAACAAAUAGUGUCAGUACCUUUCAUAAAGAUCUUCAUGGCUCAGUAUCAAAGCUUGGCAAGACUAUUGACAGGGUAAGCUGGGUUUUUUAAAUAUCAAUUUGUCUUUGAUAAUAUAUAAAUAUUAUCAUAAGGUCCAAGUGCCAAAAAAUAUUAAUUUUUAGUUGACAUUAUAGUUUGUAAGUAUCUAUUUGGAAAAUUAAAAGGUGCUAUGAACUACUUGUAGGAAUUACCUAACAUUGUUUGGCAUUUGUACCCAAUAUAUUGCAACACUUUAGUAUAUCUCAGUUGGAUUUUGUACUGAUACAAACAUUAAUGACGACCUCUAUUUGGGAAUAUUAAUCUUCGAACAAUUAGUUUUGCAGCUUUCUAUAUAAUUUUUUUUGCAAUAGAUUUUUUAACGAUUUAAAAUUAUUUUUUUUUCUGCAGAAUUUCACAUCAGAUUUUUCUGCUAUUAUAACUGAAGGUGCCUUUGAUGGAGAAAGUCGACAGCGUCUGCUUAAUGAGGUCAUCUGUGAGCAUUUCCUUAGGCAGGGGUUGCUUGAUAUAGCAGAAUCUUUAAAUGUGGUAAAUAUUAAAUAUUCAUUACUUACAUUUUCAUUCUAUUUCUAUUGUCUCUCGAUAAACACAUAUCUCACAUUUGUCGUUCAGCAUACACCACUAUCCGUCAGAUCAGCUCCAUAUGCCACUACCUCACAGUUAGCGCUACAAAAACUCUAGUCUGUGCUCUUGCUCUCUCUCGAUCUUGACUGCAAGUCUCUUCUGUCAGGUUCACCAAAACACUGCAUAGAAAAACUGCAGAAAGUUCAAAACUCAGCUGCUAGGCUAGUUUUAAAGGCAAAAAAACGUGAUCACGUCACUCCACUACUCCAUGCCCCUCCAUCGGCUACCUAUACAGGCACACAUUGACUACAAGUUGUCUGUUCUCUGUUACAACUUUUUCUUGGAUUCCUGCCCUUCCUAUCUAACCGAACUUCUUUCUGUCUAUUCACCCCUUCGACAGCUUCGCUCCUCUGCAGACACGUGUAUUCUGUCCGUUCCCAAGACACACACUAAAACAUAUGGGGAACGAUCUUUCUCUUUCUGCGCCCCCCCAACAAUGGAAUUCUUUCCCACUACACAUACGCAAUAUACCAACCAACCAGGCCUUCAAAACUGCACUCAAAACAUAUCUUUUUAAAUUAUACUACCCUGACUGAUUCCCCUCCUGACCGAUAAAUGAUCUUGCUUGCUGCCGUCCAUGGUUUGCCUUGUAAAAUUUAUGUGGUGGGGUGGGUGAAUAUACAUUGCUGUUCUUUAUUUCAUAAAUGUAUUUUAUUUUAAUGUCAUGAUUAUGUUUCUUUGAUAAAAUUUUUAUGUACAGCGCGGUGAGCCCAGUCCUUGGCUGGGGUACCGCGCUAUAUAAGACCUCAUAUUAUUAUUAUUUAAGGAAAAAAUUGGCUUAAACAAUAUAAAAUAUUUGUUUUUAAUUAUUUAAAGUCAUUUUCAACACAACAGUGAGAUGUCUGUAAAUAUGUUUUAUCGUUUCAAUGAAAUAAUCUGUCUAACCUGUUUACUUGAAAUAAAUCCUUGACAAAUUUUGUUUGUUACAAAAAACUGUAUUACGAUUAUUUUUUUCCAAUUUACAUGCAUAUUGCAAAUUUAAUCUGAUAUUUUGUUUUAGCCACUUUCAAACCCUUGCUUCUAUUUUUCUCAAGGAUGCAAACUUGGGAUUAUCACAGGAAAGGAAAGAGCCUUUUUUAGAGCUGCAUAGGAUACUUGAAGCAUUAAGGCAACACAAUUUAGAGCCAGCUUUAGAGUAAGUUUUUAAAAUUAUUUCACUGAACAUGUUUGUCCUAUGUUGAUUAUCUAAUUUGAAUGUUUAAAAUUGCAAUAAUUCUUCUGUCCGCCUCUAUGGGGAGGUGAUGGGGGGAGGUACAGUUGGCGAUCUGUUGGUAGGUUUGAGACCUGCUGAAAAUUUAUGUUGUGGUGUUUGCAAUACAUUAUAGAUGAAUUAAUUGGAACUGAAAUAAACUGUAUAUUUGAAGAGGGGAUUAUAAUGAAAUGCACUCUGUAAAAUUUGACUUAGAAUGUAUACAUAAAAAACCUUUUUGUUUCUAGAUGGGCUGAAAUAAACAGAGACGAGCUUAAUAAAAGAAAUUCUCCAUUGGAAUUCAAGCUGCAUCGCUUAAGAUUCAUUGAACUUAUAAAAUAUGGAUCAAUUAAGCAAAGAGAAGUUCUUCAGUAUGCUCGGAAAUUGGCACCUUUUGCAGAUAUGCACAUGAAAGGUUUUUAUGAUUUAUUUUUAUUUAGGAGUUCUUGCUUUCUUAACUCUUUCCAUGCCAGGGGGUUUUCCACAUUUGUGCCCAAACGGUUUUCUGCAAAUGGAAAUAUUUUAGGGUGCUCUUAUCAAUUAAUGCAUUUUGAAUAACUUUUUUUUAGCAAGAUAGCUAUAUUUCAUAUCAAAUUACAGGAAUUUAAACAGGAAUAAUACAGGAAUAAUAGUAUUUAAAGAUGAGAUAAUAAUAGUUUAAAUUUUACUGGUAAAAUAUGAGACCAAAAUUUUUUUUUUAAAUGUGCGCCAAAUCUGACGUUAACAGACUAUUAUAUGGUCUGUGUAGCUGGUAUCCUAUUUUCCUUUAAUAAUCAGAAAGUAUAUCUAUUUUUGAUAAGAAUGCAUUUUACAUUUUAAAAAUAUUUUUGUAACAUUAUUGUCAACCAAAGAAAACAUUUUCUUUGCAUAUGUAUAUAUACACAAAUGUCAAACACAUUAUUUACAAAAUAUUUUACUUUAGUACAAAUUUCUUUCUGUGUAGUUCUUUAUGAAGCACUCCUUAACAUACAGAUGAGGCCUUCCAGUGCAUCCGAUGCACACAUAGCAGCUGCAUUUGGUUAUUUUGUGCACUGAACAUUAUACACACUGUCAAUCAUGCCCAUCACAGACAACCAGGAGCUUAUUUUCACUGAGAUGUUUUCUGCACUGUUGAUGCGCUUUUUCCCUCGCUUUGAUAGGGUGGGCACUAAGGGAAUGAGUGUUUCUGGGUUGUGAGCUUUUCUAUUCUUCCUGCAUCUUUUCUGCCUAAUUUCCAACUUCUCUUAACAGGAACAGGAGCAGUAUUAUCUGAUCCUCACUGUCACUAUAGUACAAAAGAAGUUUGGGAUCUUUACUAAAAAAAUUCAUUUCUUUUGCUUGAACCACUUGAGCUAGAAAGUUGAUCUUGGUGUCUUUGUAAUCCAUUUUCUAGGGUCUGUGGUAAUUUUAUAUUUUUAAAAAUGUUUUAAUUUUUUUUUAACCAAAAUGCAGACUGUCACCACUAUUAUUAUCACCGUUCUACUCCAUUUGGCAUUUACCGAAAGCUGAAAAUUAUCACUGGAAUCAGAUUUAAAUGAUUCAUGGUUAUUGUUUGAUGUUUCAGCAUCAAUAAUUUGCAAUAAAAGCUCUUUUGUUUGAAAACUUAACGACCUACCUGGUCUAGCAACAGCUGAUGUGCUUGGAGUAGGCAUGGCCAUAGUUUUGUUUAUAACAGUUUCAACACAAAUCGAAAAAAAAAAAAGGUGCAAUUAUUGAAAAAACAAAUGUAAACAAAACCUACUUACUAACAGGCAGGAAGUAGGAAUAAUUAUGGUUCAUAAAACAUAAAAAAGUAGGAUUGAUAGCCAUAGGCAGCGAAAUAAACUACAGAAAUGCAACCUUUGUUAUGGAUGAUAUAUCAUGGAUCCGCAUGGAAAGAGUUAAAACAAUUUUAAGACAAUAUUCUCUAUUGGGAUAUUUGUGGGAUAUAUUCAUCCCUGCAAAUUUGUUUUUUUAUGCAUUGUAUGUGUCUUAAAUCUUACUAUUUCAAAUCACAAUAAGACGACAGAAAACAGUGAAUUUUCAAUUCUUUGAGAAUCCUAUGAAACUGCACAUCUCUCCCCCACCACCACCACCUUAACACACCCCCCUUUAAAAAAAUAUUUUGCACAUGUAUUCUUUCUUCAAAAUAAUUUACUAAGCUGAUUAAUAUUUUGAUUACUUUUUUUAACAGUUAAAACUGUCCAGGUUUAGAAUUCAUAUCUAAAUCUGCUUUUCUUUUUAUUUGAUAUGCUGUAAAUGAAUAUAUACAAUGUAAUCAGAGCACAUUCCCAUUUAAUUUGAUUAGAAAAAGAAUCUUAUCUGAUCUUAUGUUAUCUUGGCAUUAUAUUUGGUGUGUAUGAUUGAUAUAUUUCUAUUCUUUGAUUUAAGAUAUGCAGCUUCUCAUGGGAUCUCUUCUGUACCUCAAUGAAGGGAUUGCAAAUUCAACAUAUUCAUUUUUGUUUGAAGACUCCAGUUGGGCAGAAAUUUGUGACAUAUUCACUCGAGAUGCUUGUGGACUUCUUGGUCUGUCAGUAGAAAGUCCUCUCAGUGUUGGGUGAGUUUUGUUCAAGUUUGCUUUUUGUUUUUUUUCUCUGCUUACAUCUUGUUAUUUUAUCUUGUUAUUUUAUGACAAUACAUCGUCAUCAUGUUUUCUUAUGACAAUAAAUGGUAAUUUAUGGUUUAUUAAUUUUUUUAAAACCCCAGAAUCAAUGCAGGUUGUAAGGCAUUGCCACCAUUGCUAUCAAUACGACAAGUCAUGCAGUCAAGACAAGUUGCAGGAGUAUGGAGCAGCAAAGAAGAACUACCAGUAAUAUUUUUUCAUUGUACUUUUAAACAUAAAGUCAUGUCUCAAAUUAAACUAUACUUGAACAGUAAAUUUACCAGAAUCAUAGACUUUUUUCAAGUUCUAGUAUGUAGGGAAUGAGUAACUUCAUUUCCUAAGAUGAUUGGGGGGGGGGGGGCAAAAAAUUGCCAAAGUCAAAUAAAUUGAAUUUUAUGGGGGGUUUUUGAAUGGUGGGGGGGGGGGGGUGGCAGUCUUUGCAUGCCUGGAGAUGGCUAUGCAGAUUCAGUAGCCUUUGGUCCACCAAAGCAUUACACACUGGUUGGUGUUCAGUAGCCUUCUGUCGUCAUCAGGGCUGCAUCUUAGCUUCCUCUUGCUGAGACUACUAUUACUUUGUUAAAUUUUUCUUCUUCAACUGAGGCCAGCAGUUCUCAUUUCCCUAUCAGGGGUCAGCAGUCCCCCACACUUUUAUCAUAGGUUAGCAUUUUCUAUGUCCCUUUCAGAGGUCAGCAGUUCCAAUGUCCCUAUCAAAGGCCAUCAGUUGCCUUCUUCUGAUGCUUGAGAUAGUCAAAGUUAUGCUUUCUAGGAGCUCUUGUAUUUUGUCUCCCUUUGCACAGCUAGCUAUAGAAGACAGCUUUUUGGAUGUUAUCGUCUACCACACAAAUAAGAUUAUCUACCUAACAUAACUGUCUUGUAAAUAACAUGGACUGGAUGUUCUCCAUUCUGGUUUCUACUAAAAGCUUAUUGUUUGAAAUGUAACCUUGGCAUUUUAUGCCCAUGAUAGCCUGCUGCCAUCUUUGGUGAAAAUGUUCAUCUUUAUGAAAGGCUGGUAUAUCACCCAGGUCUCGGAACUGAAGUGCCUAUAGAGAAGUAUGGUAAUAAUUAUUGUCCUGUAGAACAGUACUCUAGUGGAAUGGCAAAGCAAGCCAUUUUGCCACACACAUUUUUGUAGGACUCCAAAGGAACUGUUUGAUUUCACCAGUUGGUAGUCUAUGUCCUUUGACACUGCUUCAUGGUUAGAGAUAUUGGUCCCCAAUUAUGCGAACUGAUCAAUUGCACUGAGUGUGUGACUAUUUAUGAUGAUUUUGGUAGGGGGGUGCCGGAUCCGUUUUUUCCAACCGGAUCCGGAUUUUCUUAUGCGAAAUCUGCCGGAUCUGGAUUCCGGAAUAAUCCGGAUUCCGGAAUAAUCCGGAUUCCGGAAUAAUCCGGAUUCAGGUUUCUCCCGGAUUCCGGAUUUUGGUACUAUUGGUAGAUACUUCGGUAAGUCAAGGUGGACUACUACUUUUUGUGUAUGGGAAUUCGCAAUCGGCGCCAAAAAAUCCGAGUUUUUAAUUUUCCGAUGUGUGUGUCUAUUUAUUAUUAAAUUAGUACUUUCGAUAUAUAUUUGAGUUCCGUUCCAUUUGGAUAAGUGUCUUACGAGAGACGCCAUGUUUCUACGUGUUCGCAGCAGGUCAUGCAGCUCGCUCAACCUAAUUUCGCCAUUGGGUUGGACACCCCCCCUUUUUAAUGGCGGAAGUUGACGAUACUUAGGAAAUAUUAAUAUAUUAUCACUAUUUACAUCAAAAUAAUUGAUAACUUGUGUUUCAGAAUGCAUUUAAAGACAUUUAAACUGGAAUGUUUUAAUUUGAGCUUUAACAACCCGGUAGAAUCCAUAUUAUAAAUGAUCAGAAUUUACCGUGUGCAACACGUUGUCAUUGGCAACCAUUCACAGCCACUUGCAUAACUGUAUCGUAGUACUACCUCAGAGUUUCAUUCAUAAGAGUUUGCCGUGUGCAAAAACUAUUAAACCAUUGGUCAGGGAAAGCUUUAAUUAAUUAUUCAUGUGCCAAAGUUGAAAGUUUAAACUAAGUCUAAACAGUAUUUUAGUGAUAAGGCAGGGAAUGCGUUGCCUUAUAUAAACUAUAUAGUCAUUGCGCAUGGCGGGAUUGGCGGAAUGAGAUCACAGAAUGUGGAGAUGCAGUCCAUGUUAAAAAAUGACAAACCAAGUCGUACUUUAAAAAUUCAUAACUUUAAAACUACAACAGCUAAAUAUAUGAUUUUGGUGUUAUAAUUCUUUAAAAAAUUACAUCUUUUCAACUAUGCCAUUGGUUUAUUUUUACAAAAAGUUUAAAUUUUCUUAUCAAAGUCCCUACACUAUUGGCCACUAUUAGCGGUGCUGACUCUAGCCUCUGGUAUGUACGGAAUAUUAAACAUUAACUCUCAAAAGACUGUAGAUUUUUCCAGAUUUUAAUGACCUUGAAUAUAUCUUAUUCUUCAAAGUAUCUCAUGACUGUAUUUUUGUAGCUACCUCCAAGUAUUAUAUAUCAUUUUAAAGGUAAUUGGAUGCUCUUUAAUUGAUACUUGGUGUUUGUUCAAAAUAUCCUUGCUAAAUUUGAUGUUUUAUUAUUUUUAGGCAAAAAAAAUAUUUUUUUAAGUCGACAAAAACAUAACAUCACAGUUUUACAAAGAAGCAAAAAAAAAAGUGUUUCCAAUUAAAUCAAUAAAAUUAUAUUUUUAUUAGAAUGUGUUCAAUAUUAUAAAACAUAUUCAAAUUUCAAAAGAAUAGACUCAUAAAUAAAAAAGUUAUGACUAUUUGUAGGCAACAGAUCAUUCAAGGAAAUAUUGCGCAAAAAGUCAAAAUUAUUUUCAAAAAUAAUAAUAAUUUUUUUUUUCAAAGGAAAACAUAUACUGCAUCAUAUUUUAAUUUAGAGGAUUAUUAGUAAGUAUUAUUUUAGAAGAAAAGUUUAAAAAAAAAAAGGCACAUUUUAAUAAAUAAAAUGUUUUUAUGCAUCCCUGAGAUACCGAUCAAGGGAUAUAAUCCUUCGCCAAGACCAUGCAUAAAAAUUCUUGAAAACAAUUUCUUUAUUUAUUAAAACAUACAAAUGUAUCAAAAAGAAAGCCUGUGACAUAUGUUCUGACCAUUUUACCCUGUUUUGGUAACCCACAAUUACAUUUGUUGUUAUUGUCAUGUUGCGGCGCACGAUGUAAAGAUUUCGGGCUUUACAGUAUCAGGUUCAUCAUCAAAUAUGUCAAUUGUUCCCUAAAUUGUUCAUUAAUUGCUACAUUUUCUUGAUGCUGAUACAGUUGAUUGUAUUUUGCAUUGAGAUACAGAAGUGUCUCCCAAUUUUGCACAGCAUGUUUCCUUUAUUUGCAGUAUCAGAAACUUUUAGGAAACUCAAUAUAGCCUUGAAUAUGUCCUUAGUACUAAUGGCCUUGCUCAUUGUCCAUAAUAAAAGGAUUUCCCGGACAUUUCUUGUAAAAUUAAGAGCUUGAUAAGUCCUGCAUUCAUAAUGAAUCCACUUAGUAGAUAAAACUCUCCUUCAAUGAUGUUAUAAUGGUACCAAUUUUUGAAAACACAAAAGUUCUGCGGUCCAUUGUUCUGCGCACAAGGCUUACUAAUAACAACCAAAUCUGUAGUAAAGUAAAGGUUGAAAUUGUCAAUUUGCUUUUAAAAUCUCCUUAUAUCCUCUCUUGUUAUAACAUCAGGAAGCAAGAGUGCUUUUUACCUCUGGUCUAAAUGCAGCAAAGAGUCCCACAGUCUUUUGUCAUCAUAACCCAUUGUAUUGACUAUGUUUGACAUCUGCCCUUCAUAGCAUAAAUGCUGUCAAAAUAUAUUUAAAAAAUUAGUUUAGCUAAAAUAAAAAAAUUACAAUAUAAAUAAAAAGAAUUCAAAAUAUUAAACAAUCUGCCUAAAUUACUUUUACUUCAACUUUUCAUUGAAAAGGGAACACAGCUGAUUGUUACAGUGUAAUAAUAAUAGCCUUGGCCUUGAGAACCAUUGUUUACAUUUUGCUAACUGAAACGUAAUAAUAUUAAAAUAAUUGUAUAACUACAAAUUAGUUUCAAACAAAUAAACAAUUUAAUCUAUUUAAGAAUUUUAUACUACAGGAACUUGAAUCAAACUAAUGUUAGGGCUAAUAAUAGUGCUUAGAAGUAUCACAGUAUGCGUGAGUUGAGUAUGAAUGAAAAAAGUAAACAAACCUUGGAUGCUAUUAUUAUGAUGAUAAUUUACAGAAUUCUUGGUACUAGACACAUCUGAAGUGCUAUCUUCAUCAAAAAUAUUCCUCUAAGUAAGAAUAGUUGUCCAUUUCAAGCUUAUAAUCAGAAUCAGACUCCAUAGCAAUGUUUUAGAGUGUAGUAACAGUGAACCGGAAUUGUGGCAAAAUAAGAGUAAAUGGCGAAAAGGAAAAUUUAGGAAUGGACAAUUUGCUACCAGAUUUCUUCAAGAACUAGUAAAAUAAACGAUUUUUCUUUCUUGCCAAAUAGAAAUUUAACAUUUCAAAAUAGUAAAUCUUUAUUUUCGCCUUUUAAUAUUAUUUUUAUAUAUAUUUUAGGGGUCGUUUUUUUCACCCGCCAUAUAUGACCGAUUUUUAAAUCUCCUGUCUUUUGAGAGUUAAACAAGCUCAACGCUCGAAACAAUCGAUUAAUGUAUCGUGAUCGUGUGGAAUUCGGGAAAGAGAAUUACUUUUAUUUCAGAUUAUGAUCCGGUGAGUCACAAAAUCUGGCAAAUUCCGAAAUCCGGUAUAUUCCGGAUUCCGGAAUCCGGUUGUUCCGGAUACAUGUAAAUCCAGCGGAACCGGAUUUCACCGGAUAGUGCAAAAUCCGGCGGAACCGGAUUCCGGACCGGAUUCCGGCACACCCCUAGAUUUUGGGGCCAUCUAGUUAGUGGGAAUUUUGUUUACAGACCCUGGACUAUAUUUAAAUUUAUGGGGAGAUAAAAUGCUACAGAUCCUGAGUCAAGUCACUUGUAUUGUGUUGAUUUUCAGUAUAUUAAAGGAUAUUUGUAUAUAAGAAUAAUAUUUUAAGGCUUUCAGAUAAGUGAAACUAUUAUAUUUAAACUAUUUUAUGUAAUAACUGUUUCCAUACAAAUUUUCUUUCUUUUUACUUUUAGGUUGAGAUUGACUUGGGCCAGGAUUAUAGGUUCCAUUCUAUUUUUGCCUGUCCCAUUCUCCGUCAGCAGAGUACAGAACAAAACCCACCAAUGAGACUUACAUGUGGUCAUGUCAUAUCAAAAGAUGCUUUGCAUAAAUUAGUUGUGGGGAGCAGUAACAGGUAUAUUUUUAUUAGAUUUAAUUUAAUGAAUCGUUGGACUUUAAUAUAAGUUAGUGUACUUUUAUUAAGUCUCAGAUAAAGACUUUUGAUAGGAGCAGGUAGUCAAUCAUAGUACAGAUUAUCAACGUUUUACCAGUUUAGAAAUGUAGACAUCAAUAUUUUUGUGUGUUAAUGGAGCAAAUAGACAGGGUAAAUUGAGGAAUGUAAACUGAUCAUUUUAUUUUAUGUGAUACUGGCAAAAUUGCCCUUGCUAAGCCAGGUCUGUUCAUGGAUUGGGGAAAGGUUUGAAACAUGUCGACUAACAUGGGUAUGGGAAAUCAAUGUUUCUUUAUUAUACAUUUUUCCAGAUUCAAAUGUCCAUAUUGUCCAGUUGAAAUGACAACAGGAGAGACGAAACAGAUCUACUUUUGAAGUGUAAAUGUUUUUGCUUACUUUGAUAAACUUUUUUGACAUUAUUUAUUCAUUCAGUUCACUCAGCAAUAUAGGAUCACAAUUCAUCAGAGAAAUUUUAAAUUUUACUUCUUGUUUUAAUUCAUUUAAGUUAUUGUAAGAAAGUAUCUUGUUAACUCUUUGAAUUAAAUGUUACUCCAAAAUUACAGAUUGUUGAACUGUUGAACUUGUGAAAUUAAUACACCGGAAAUAACUAAUUAUGAAUACUUUUUCAUUUUAAAAUGACAUAAAGUAAUAAUUAUAAAAGAAAAAGUUAAUAAAUAAGUCAAGACCCAUACUGCCUAAUCUACUUUUUAUGUUAAAACUUACCUGCCUAAGGGACAUAACUCCCUUUUAAAAUGUAAAGUGUUUUCAAAAAUUGUAUUAAAUAUAAAAUGAAUGACAGUGAUGAGGCCAUGGAAGCAGUUCCGGCUCAUAACAGUAAGAACACAGUACAGGAACUGCUCAUUCCUGCCAAGGAGGACUGGAACAAGCUUCCAAAAGCCAACAACACUUGAAACAUUUGUCUAUUGAUUCAGGCCUUAAAAAACCUAGUUCCUGAUACCCACGCUGAGUAGCCCUUGCAAUACCAGUAACAGAAACAUUGCAAAUAUCUCUACAUACAUAGGAGCCAGAAUGAUCAAUACAUUGAUCGUGGUCCCUUAAUAUUAAGAAGAAGAAGAAGAAAUUUGGUCAUAUCUAGAAUAUCUGAAGUUAAUUAUCAGUGAAUUGUCACAAGUUCACCUGGCUUCACCAUGGUCACUGUUGCUCGCCCGUUGUAUCAUCUACUGAUGUAUCAGUAUUGAUUAUUUCAGAUAUAAUUUUAGCUAUAAGAUCAUCAAUAUGACUUUCUUCAUUAAUUUCAAUCAAUUCUACAUUGAUCUGUUGGAUAGUGUAACACCUUAACUUGCAAGUGUAGUAAACUUAUGUUGUCGUGCAAGAUUUUGAAAAGCCAUGCUGUACUUUGAACUUUGCCUUUUUAACAGAAGAAGAUACAAAAAUACAGAUUUAAAUUUAAAAAAAGAUUACCCGAAUGAGCAUCAUGCGUGACAUGCCGCUGUCUGGUGUAGUAGGCAGGUGGGUAUGGGAAUAAUGGAGAACAACAGUUGGCUUUGAUGGAAGUAGAUGGUUAAUAGAAGAAUUUAGUAGUAGAUGGUUAAUAGAAGAAUUUGAUAAGUGGAUGAAAAUUAAUCAUAUUUUAUUGUUAUAUCUAGAAAUAGGGAAAAAAUUUAUAGAAUUUUUUGCAAUAACUUAUUGAAAAGAAAAAUAUGCAGACAGUGCAGCAAAAUUCUCUUUUAAUUUUUGUAAUUACUAAAAUAGGCAUCGGUUAUUUUUGGCUGUAAUAUUUUAGGUUAGACAUAAUUCUUUACUGAGGCCAUCUAAAUGGCAGUGUUUUAAAAAAGAAUGAUAUUAUUUUAAUUGUUAUAUCUAUCACUGCAACCUUUUUUAUUCACCGGUUCUGUUGAUGCUUUUAGUUGCUCAUGAUCAUGUCUUGAAUUUCACUAUGUCUCAUAAAUAAUAUAGCAGAUGCUCAGCUUUUUGUAUCUCAGCUGUAUGGCUGGUGCACUACAAAUCAAUUUUGCUGCAUAUUUUGAUUGAUGGAUUGACUGAAUACUUUUAUAGUGCUUGUAUCCAUGCUAUUUUAGCAUGAUGUCCUAAAAUCUAUUUAAAGGAAAAAGACUUUUUUGUUUUAAAAUGAUUUUUGUAUCAUUUUCAUUUUCCCACAAAGAUUGAGGCAAACUGUUCCAUAAUUUUCAUUGAAUUCAUCUGGAUUUGUUUCUUUCAAUGGAAAUUCUAAAAUAAGGAACUUAAAAAAAAAAAAGAUUAUAUUGAUAAGGAGAUAUCUUGCAGUCUAUUAAUGAGAAAUAAUACUUGCACAGGAUGGUAUAAAUGGAUUUACUUGAUCAUUAAAAAAAAAGCAACUAAUUUUAAACAAUUUUAAACAAUGUCAUAAAAAUAUACAUAAGUUAAGACAUUAUCAUUGAAAUGAAAAAAAACCUAACUAAAUUUGAUUGUUAUAUAACUUAAAUUUCAUAAACACCCUAAGCAUCAGAGUGGGCCAUUGACAAAUACAAAUGAAGAAAUGAUACCAUAGUUUUAUAUGUACAAAUCACAACCAGUUUUAAAAAUAAUAGUUUUCACAAAAUGUUUAGUAUCACCAUACUGAAAGGUUAUCUAAUGUAGUACAGUAGUCUGCAUGAUGUUUGAGUUCUAAGCUGAGCUGUUUGAGAGCUUUGAUCUAAGUUAACAUUGUUCAUUUUAUUUUCAUAGAUUUACAAUAGACAUGGCAACAUUUGAUAAUUGGUCUCACAUUUUCUAAAGCAAAGGUCCCUAAAUGAGAGCCACUUGAUCAUUUGAGAACAAGCCUCCCCUCUUCUUGAUAAUACACUCAUAGUAUUAAUUAUUAAUAAUGAAUGAUCAUUUUAUAAUAAAUGCUUUCCACAGUAAGCCUUUUACGUCAAAAGGUUGGGAGCAUUUUUUUUCUUUCCAAGGGUUUUUUUUUGUUUUAAAAAGACAUAACCCAAAUUCUGCAUUUAUUGUAUUCUAAAUACUGUAUAGUUUAUCAAUUUGGACCACAGAAGAAUCCAGAUUUGUGAAAACAAAACCAUUGUUAAUUCUUUGAUCACUGCAGUUGAGUUGCAGAAUUCAAAGAAUAAAUCUACUCAUUUUCAGAGGUAACAAAUUCAAAACUUGUUCAUCUUGCCUUUAGUCUUCUUUAAAUAUGAUUUUUUGAAAAGUAAUUAUUAAGAAUCUGGAAAAUAACAGUUGACUGGAACAGUUGACUGCAUGUUACAAGCUGGACUGUACUAAUUAUUUUGUUUUAUCUAUCAUUGUUUCCAAAUUGUAUUCUCAAAAUUUCCAUUGGUUAUACUUGGUCUCUGCAUGUAAAAAGUGAUAUCCGAUUUUUAAUCUUCCAAUUUGAAUAUAGUGUUUAGUUCAUCAAGUGGUCAUACUGAAAUUAAUUUUUUUGGUAAAAAUAUUAGUUACUUAAAUAGUAAAAAAAAUGUACAGGACACAAAAAGUACUUGUGAUAAUUUUCCUUUCGGUUGAGUAAAAACGCAACUAAAGUUGUUCAUGACAUUUUUCUCUUCCUACACGAAAGCUUGCAUUUAUGAUUAUUUGUUUCGCUUUGUAAUUGGGUAAAUAUUUACCCAAAAAGCGGCAAAAAUAAGCAAGAUGAUUUUGUUUUCUGCUGCAUAGCUUGAAACUUUAGCACAAUGGUUCUCAACAUUUCUAAUGCAGCGACCCUUUAACACAGUUCCUGUUGUUGUGGCGACCCCCAGCUACAAAAUUAUUUUUGUUGCCACUUCAUAAUUGUAGAGCAUAUGUCAUGUUUUCAGAUGGUCUGAGGCAAACCCUGGGAAAGGGUCGUGCUACCUCUAAAGGGGUCGCGACCCACAUGUUGAGAACCGCUGCUUUAGCAUAAAAUCUGCUCAGUUUAUACAGAAAACAUUUUAUUUGGUAUUACAAUUUCUUAAGUCGUAAGAUAAUAGUUUUACUAGUAAUCAAUAGAAGACUUGGCACAAUGAUGAUUGGUCAACCCUGUGGCAUUCCAUGAGUUGAAGAGUGAUAUUCUGUGCAAUGCUUAGGUGUGGGAUUUUUAUUCACCUCAUUAUUUAUUGCUUGGAAAUUUCUUGUUUAAAAUGUUUGUUACUAGCACCUGCGCGCCCCCCCCCCCCCCCC
Lymnaea stagnalis (great pond snail) is the source of this 21503-nucleotide messenger RNA. The record is from the annotation of a GenBank genome assembly. Lineage: Eukaryota; Metazoa; Mollusca; Gastropoda; Lymnaeidae.